GUCGGCUGCGUUGUUGGCCACACAGGGGAUAGUCUGUCUGUCUUCUAGCUGGUUAGCGUCCACUGCAACUGAAGAACUGCAGGAAACUUACCUCACAGAGGAUGUCAAUGCGAAACUGGUGGCUGAGAUCUGCAACACCUUGGCAGUGGACAAGCAGCCACAUUCAGCUGGCUUCCGGACGCUCCUCAUGGCACCGUGGAGCAACCCUGUGGAGACGGAGGGCACCAAAAGACAAAAGCAGCCAAGACAACAGCACGCUGAGGAAGACGCGCGGAUCCAAGCUCAAGCCGCACAAGACUCAAACAAUGCCGGACCUUAAAGUGUCUACCUGGAAUGUACGGGGGCUGGGAGACACGGCGGACCGGCAGAAGAAGCCCAGGCUGAAAACCUGGCUACACGAUCAGAAAGUGCACUUUCUUCUCCUGCAGGAAACUAAACUCAACGAGGACAAGAUUCAGCAAGCCAGAGACUGGUGGAAAGGACCCCAAUUCUGGGCUCCUGCAGACGACACAAGAGGAGGAUGUGCGAUUUUAAUACAUCGAGGGCUCGAUAUGGAAAUUUUGGACCACCACCUGGACAUAUGGGGGCGAUGGAUAUGGGUGCAGCUGCGUCUUGGAACUGAAGUUUGGACAUUUAUGACGGUAUAUGCACCGGCGGAGAGAGCAAAGAGACGCUCCUUUCUCGAAGAAUUACCAGCGAUCAUUCCGAGGACAGAAAACCUCCUCCUUGUCGGGGACUUCAAUGUAACCUUGGUACCAGGCCUGGACUCACCAACCUUCACACCACCAAAAACUGAUGCGUUGAUGUUAGCCGCGCUGAUGACAGAACAGGGACUGACAGACACCUACCGUACUACACACCCGACAACAUCGGGAUAUACUUGGUUCUCGUCCCAGACGUCCGGAGACAGCAUCCCGCCGAAGAGGCGGUUGGACCUGAUUUUGGCAAAGGGCUCCCCUUGGGAGUCCCUUACGACUGUGGACUGUCUUAUAGAAUUUCAGUCACACCACAGGCCAUUGGUGGCCGGCUUCACCUUGCCAGACCAGCUGGUGAGGGGCCUGGGUACCUUUCGGUUGAAUACUGAUUUGCUCAGCAAGCCAGGGGUCUCGAAAUGGAUCACAACACAUUGGAGUGACUGGCAACAGACUAAAGACCAAUUCGAAGAAGAAGGCGACUGGCUGCAAAUGGGGCUGAGGACAGUCACAAGAGCUCUGGACGUCUUUUCCAGAAUGCAAGCCAGGGGUAGACGGCAGCAGGAAGAAGAAUGCAGAAGAAUGGUUGCAGAGGCAGAAGAGGAGCUAGCAAAGGAACCAAUUGCGGAGCUUUACUGGCAACGCAGGCGCGAUAGAUGGCUACAAAGGUUAGAGGAUCUCCAGGUGGAACAGCAAGUUGCAUGGGCCAAGAGGGCCCAGGAAAGAGGCAUUCAGACAGCGGACCGACUAACCAAGGAAACCUUUCAGCGACUUUGCCCUCAGCGACAACACUCGCUAAUGAGGGAACUGCAGCACCCCUUCCAUGUCGAGGCACCACCUGCAACGGACUCGGAAACAAUUGGAGAGUACGCCUUGGUGUACUUCAGGGACAUCCUUACUUCGCGGCGUGAACCGGACAUGUCCUUGCAGCAACUGCGGGAGGAACAAGAUCUUUGGCAGCACACGCACACUCGUCUGAGUCAGGAGGCAGCAACUGUACUUGAGCAACCUCUUACAGCAGAAGAGCUCCAACAAGCUGUUAAACACAUGGUCAGAGGGAAAAGCCCAGGCUCAGAUGGGCUGCCAAUCGAGUUCUAUGACAUGGCAUGGGAGCACAUUGGACCAUAUCUCCUUAAGCUCUACAAUCAAGUUCCGGAGGGCGCCAUCCUAACUGAAGACAUGAAGUUGGGCAUUAUCACGCUUAUUUACAAGAAGGAUGAGAAGUCUAAUAUUCGAAAUUGGAGACCGGUUUCCAGGCUCAAUGUGUCCUACAAGAUCCUGGCGAAGGCACUCUCCAGUAAGAUGGAGAUUCUCCUCAAUGCCGCCCGAGCUUCCUCACGCAUCCAAGGCCUUACACUAGGGGAAUCCGACACACUUCUGACGGGCGCGAUAGCUGAUGACCUUCUGUUAGUUAUGGAAGCAACACCGGAGUCUAUGGGGGAAGCCAAGACACUCCUCGACUCAUACUGCAAGGUCUCAGAAGCCCAGGUCAACUGGGGAAAGUCUGUUUAUUUUCUCCCGAUGGAAUACAGCCUGGAUGGUCAAGACAAGGGCAUGAAUCGCACCCCCCCAGACAUCUCAGAACGCUAUUUGGGUGUGCAAGUAUCGCUGGCUAAUGCUAGACCAAGACAGCAAGCUAUCGUGCAAGCCAGAGUCCAAGCAAGUUUGCGGCGCUGCCGCACGGCAGCAGGUACCUCUUUGUUGGGGCGAGUACUGCUCAUCAACACGGUUGUCUUUGCUCAAGUAUGGUUCAUAGCCGUUGUUUGUCUCCUGUCCAAAGAGGUUCUCAAGCUCCUGACAGCAGAUGCAACACGCUAUCUUUGGAAGCCGACCUCUCAGGAGGGACAAGGGUACAUCACGAAGUGCUCUUGGGUCAAAGUGACUAGUUGCAAACAAGAGGGGGGAAUAACCAUCAUCGACCCAAGACAGCAGAACCUUGCACUUUUAAUGAAAUGGUUAAUGAAGGCAGCAACCCAAGGGGAACGCAGAGGAUGGCAGAAAGUGCUAGAAUAUCUACUACAGCAAGAGUUAGGACUUAGCAGAAAGGAGGACAUCUGGUCCUGCCUCUUCAUGAGUUCCAAUGGACGUCGGCAACUUCAUUCACCAACAGGCAACGCAUGCUGGUCAGCAUGGCGGACCCUCCUCCCACAGGAGCAGGAGCAGCCUGCAACUAAGGAGGAAGUGCUGAGACAAAACAUCUUCGACAACCAACGGAUCCGAGAUCCGCAGGGCAGAACCUUUGUAGCAUCAGCAACGGCAGGCAACUUCGGACGAAGAUGGGUGGAGCGGGGAGUGGCCACGCUGGCGGACCUCUGGAACGACGAGGAGGAGGAGUGGAAAACAGAGCAACAACUCAAACAACAACUCGGAAGGCUGCAAUGUAUCCAGGACAGAACCAUGAGGAUCCAGGCAGCGGUACCUGCAGAGUGGCUGCAGCUGCUAAAAGGCCCGAAGCUGACCACAGGGAGGUGGUAUAGCAGCAAUCAGCAAGCGGGCCAGAUUACAGCGUAUCAUGUAACGCAGCAACUGGACGAGAACACGUGGCAGGCUCAGGCAUGGAUACCACAGCCAGAUCCCAGCUGCAGCAAUGAGCUGCAGCUGCAGGGGGAAGUUGCCUUGUAUGUUGGACAAGACCUCCAGCAGAUACGAGUACACCAAUACACAAAGAAAGGGGUGACUCACAGUCACCUCCUCCUCAAGGGCGUCCCUCUCAAGUACCUGCGCCUCGACCACUUGGCCUGGUCAUGGAAAACGCAGUCUGACACUAGAAUCUAUCUGCAUCAAUACACAUCCUCCUUUGGCAGAAGGCAGCUCCUCAAGGCGAAUGCUCUUCCAACUGUGGCAGCAGCAGCACUCAGCAGGCACACCACAAGCAGUCAACCCGUGACCAGUCGUGAGCUCCGUAAGCUGUGGGACCAACUCCCUGAUCUCCCCUCGCAGAAGAUGGCGGGCGUGCUCUGGCUCUUGUCCCAUUCAGCCAUUCCAUGUGCGGAAUGGCUCUAUGAAAGAGGCUUGGAAUUGGAAACGAAAUGUAGAAGAUGCGGAAGGCUCCAUGAGGAGACCUUGGUGCGCUUGUUUUGGGAAUGCCCAGCCUCGAAGCGAGUGUGGCAAUGGUGGGAGAGACACUGGCAUCGCUUUGUUGGCACGCUGCUGAACUGGGACGAGACUUGGGUAAUGUACGGGAAUAUACCGUCGUCCUGGUUCAAACGCAAGGGCAGGGGCUACGUGGCACAAGUUAUUCGAGCAGUCAUCAUCUGGGUCCUCUGGGAGGACAGAAAAAACAUCAUGUUCAAGGAACAGUGGACCAGCGAUUCCAUGCUCAUCAGGAAGAUAAAGACCUGGAUACGGACUCUAAUCAGAGUCGACUGGGUACGGAAGGCAGCCAGAGGUCGUUCACCCAGAAGAAGACUUUGGUUCUUGGUUACAUGGGCCAGAGAUAACCAGCUAGCGGCUAUCACACUUAACGGCAAGCUGGCCAUCACUCCCUGGCUCUAUAACUAGGAUGCUGCAGCACCUCCAUGUGUAGCCCGCAGCAAACCCAGGACGUCACUGACAGAGCUUUGAGU
Chara braunii is the source of this 4258-nucleotide messenger RNA. The record is from the annotation of a GenBank genome assembly. NCBI's taxonomy places the organism in Eukaryota, Viridiplantae, Streptophyta, Charophyceae, Charales, Characeae.